This is a messenger RNA of Nannochloropsis gaditana CCMP526, 936 nucleotides long. Its product is annotated as nicotinamide n-methyltransferase. The transcript has a single exon. Gene Ontology annotation, molecular function: protein-lysine N-methyltransferase activity. Bases 1 to 936 code for a protein of 311 amino acids. Gene Ontology annotation, biological process: peptidyl-lysine dimethylation. The record is from RefSeq and is a predicted model, not a curated record.
AUGGCGGAGGACGUCCGAGAAGCUGACUUGCGGUCUUUGAGUGAUCAGGUGCCUGAAGCUGCGGAUGGCCUGGAGGAAAUUAGUCUGCCACCAUGGUUUGCAGAGCAAUUAGGCCCACCGUCCGCACCCGAUCAGGACAAGCACGGCAGCCAUCGCGUGGAAAUUUCCCCGUCCUUCCAACUGCACAUUUCACUUGCCGAGGAUGAUGGUGCGAAUGGGAGCCUGUUUGCGUUUUCCAUUUGGAAUGGUAGCCUUUUGUUGGCUCGUUACCUCGACAACCAUCCUUCGUUUGUCCGGGACAAGCGCGUCAUCGAAUUUGGAGCUGCGGGGGCAUUACCCUCGAUGGUGGCUUUGAGGCACGGCGGCGCCUACGUGAUGAUUACCGACUAUCCGGACGCUCGAUUACUGCAAGCCAUCGAGAGGACGUUGCAGGAUCGUCGCAAUGCCGCGUGGUUGGGAGCAGGGAAAACCGCAGGGCGGGUGGGCAUCAUGGGACAUGUGUGGGGGAAGGACACGGCAGGGUUGUUGGGAGAGGAGAGCACCAGGAACGGACAAGUGCGUGCAUGCUUGAGACAGACGGGCGACGACUUGGGCAAGGUGCGCACAGAGGGGAGGAGCAGUGGGCUGUACGACCUGGCAUUGGUGGGCGAAUGUCUUUGGCUGCACCGGGAGCAUGGAAACCUUCUGCAGUCCCUGCAUUCCACGCUUUGCCCCGGUGGCACCGCUCUGAUCUCCUUCGCGCACCAUGUGCCAGGAUGCGAGGACAAGGACAUGAGAUUUUUCAUGUUGGCGGCCCAAGCCAGACAGUACGGCAAUGAACAGCCCGUGUGGUUCGAAGUCCAGAAGUUGUUGGAGAAGAACAUGGUAUGCCUGCACCGGGAAGGGAAGGUGUCCAAGCAGUUCCUCUACUCGUUGACUAAGAGAUCAGGGGGUUGA